GACGUGAAAGUUACCGCAUGAAUGCACACCGGCAUUCCUGUGCGCCGCUCGCCUUGCUCCGCACACUGUAAGCCUAUUGUCGUCCGGAUGAGGCCUCAUUUCCAUCUGAAUGGUUCCAUUCGAAGGGGAAGCCAUAUUGUCGGUCCUGCCCAUAUCUGACGUACACGGAAUAACCAUUGCUGGGUGAAUAACGAUGAAAAUCGACGGAAACUCGCGAUUUCUGGGUUCGUUUUCGGGUGUUUUACGGGAUCGUCCGAUGGAGAUGUAAACGCAAGAAGUGAUGGCUUCAUCAGAUAGGACACCGCAUCAAUAGUUGGAAACCAGAUAGAGAAUUGUUCCACACAACCCCCGAAUGACUACACUUUCCGUGCGACCGUGACGAUAGCUGAUCCACCAUGGGGUCCAAAGUUGAAGAUAUACGGUGGUCCAAACGCUCCUACACGCUGAGAGAAGCUCUCAAACGAUGCACGUUCCCCGCGAUCAUGAAGGUUUCGGCGGGCUUCGUCUCGCCUGAUGAGACUGAAACGCUGAACAGAGAUCAGAUUCUUCGCAUCAACCAAAUCCACACUCAAACGCGAGUUCUGGCAAGCAUCAAGAAAAACAAAUGGUUGAGCAUCCCUUUGCGAUACGCAGAUGCCAGAUUCGAAGUGAUUACCAGUAAAAAACGUUCCAAACCAAUGUACAUGCGUGACGUCAUCGAUCGUGCCCUCCUGCCCCAAGAGGCAACUUUCUUCCUUGGUGAUGAAUUACAGUUUGACCUCCAGACCGCAAAGGGAAGCGUGUCUGAGAAACUAAGUCCCCUCGUCUUGAAGAAUAUGUACGAAGUAUCCUAUCUGCAAGGCAAUGCUAUCUAUCACAAUCAUCUGGAUACACAGGUUGUCAACAUCCCACUGUAUCUCCCAAUUGAGGUCAAUCUGGCUGAAGGUUUCACCAAGCACUCUGUUGAACAAUGGGGGCGCUAUCAAUCCUUACUGGAGAAGCUAGUUACUAAACAUGUGACUUUUGAACUCUUCCCAGGGAAUCAAAAUAUCACCUUCUUCUCAGACAAGCGAUUAGAAAAAGCCGAAAGCCAAGAAGACUAUGAGAAGGUAUCUCCCAGUGGUACCCUGUACGUCACAUCGGCCAGAGAAAGACUACGCAGCAAAACCCCAACAGGUCAAGUGACGACUGGCUCUCGCACCGUGGGUCAUACCCCUGUCACUUCAGCAGGAGCUGCUCGAGUCAAGGGUGCCUCUCCGGGAACUGCACAGACAGCCACCAAAAAUGGAGAAGCUGGAAAACACAUGGCAAAGGCGUCAUCCGCUUCUGCGCUGACAAGCAAUACUGUGCCUAAGAAUGCACAUCAGCCAAGAGGGCGUCGGGAGUCUCCUAGUAGCAGUCGACCUGUUCCACCGAGCAGUUCAACCAUGCCAAGUAGAUCAAUUCUACAGAGGAGAAGUCAGAGUCAAGAUACUCGUGUGAAGAGUGUCCCUGUACAACCUCCUGCUCUUCCCACAUCAGCGAGACCUACACGAGGCAGUCCUGUACAAGACACCAGGCGCAUGGGAGCUCCGAAUCACACAGGCAGCUCAACAGUCGACAGAUUGGCCACAAGAGGGCGAGAGUCCAGGCCACCACCGUUAUCGACCACACAAGGAAAUGGGUAUCACCGUCAAAGAUCGCCUUCGCUUGAUGCAACACCGACCUCCAGGGGAGCAUAUCGGACCAGGUCCCCGUCUGUUGGAUCCCGACCUGAACAAGUCUUGGUCUCACCAAGAGGUCGCGUCAGGAAAACUCCAAUCACACAGCAUUCACCUGGAAUCAUCAAUGCCUUCGAGCGGACUCCCAGCUCUACAAGCUCAACUGACUCUCCUGAUUAUGCUCAUCUGAAGACCUUGCCUGUUGAUAUACCAGCUCCGGACUAUGAUGCCAAUGAAAGCUUUUUCCAGUUCCCUUCAGAAGGUGCCAAGGCCAAAGAGGCUGGUUAUGGACCGCCUCCCACUCCACCUCCAGUAUCUUCUAUCCCUUCCAGGCAGACCAGCAUCCCAAAUCAAGCUCCUCCUCCAAUACCCACUGCCACAUCAAGCUUCUCAUCUCCAGCAUCAUCUGCAUCAUCAACUCCAACCUCAGUAGCACCUCCUCCACCUGCUGGGCCCCCACCGCCCCCACCCCAAGUGCCUUCGCUUGCUCCCCCUCCCCCAGCCCCCGCACCUCCCUCUGGUCCAGCACCCCCUCCCCCUCCCCCACCUCCUGGUUUAGACUGGAAGGCACCUGCUCAGCCUGCUCCUCAACUAACACCUGUCUCCAGACCACCUGUUACUCGGAAGGUCAGUAACGAGCAGAUGUCGAUGAUGGAUGAGCUGAAGAAGGCACAGCAACGGAGGAUGUCUCGCGGAAUGGAUCUGGAUGUCGUGGAUGUGAUGGAUGGUGGAAAGGUGAACGGCACAGACACCAAUGGUAGCCCAAGAAGCAAUGCUUUUGGCAAACCACAGACUGAUUCAGAACCAAAUGAACUCAGGAGGAUUCUGGCCAACAGGAAAGCUGGUCUGUCUCCCUCUCAAGGCUCGCCAAGCAAUCCCCUUCCGGUGGCACCUCGGCCCAAGCCCGGCGGCUUCCGAGGGGCCAAUUCCCCUGCCUCUACCAACAACACCUUCAACAGGGUUGAAGAUAUCCCAAGCAAACUUAAUGGACUAACCCUGGCACAAGUCAGCCAAUGCCUGCGACUCCUCAAUCUGGAGAAGUACAUCGAUGCGUUCAAGAAAAACCAUGUGGACGGGGACUUGAUGAUGACUCUAAAUAAGGAAAUGCUUCGCAGCGAUUUUGGACUCUCAAGUUUUGAUGUGGAGAAAGUCAUGAAAUUCAUCCAGGGAUGGCGACCAAAGUAGAAGUGUGAGUUGUCCCCUGCAGAUUCUGAUGUGGCUUCUUUGCACUAAAAAGUCGGACAGCUACUCCUAACCCGUCUUGCUCUUCCAUCGGGCACUUGCAUCUGCUGUUGCAGCCGGAGCUAAAAUUUGUAAAGAAAAGAUCCAACCCUUCCGGAGACCUUGCAAAUCUCCUCUAGUAAAGGUCAGACAUUUUAGGUAGCCACAAGAGGAGUAACUCAUGUAUUCUACAGAGUGUAGUUUGACUUUUAUUAAAAUAUUCGAUGACAAUCAUGUGUAUCAUGAUCAACAAACAGGUGUAUAGUUAUAAACCUCUCCACAGAGCACGGAAAUCACUGGAAGAGACUUCUGCUCUUGAGAUCUACAUGUAUGUGAAUUUUGUCCGUCGAUGAAAUCAGAAGUAGAUAAUUACGAUAUCCUGUUUGCUACUUUGACGUUCUUCUUGAAACCAAAUUCUGGCAAGAAUCUUGGCAGAUGAGAAACUGUCAACACUGAAACUUUGUCGCUAUCCGGAGCUAUGUCCAAUUGACUUCUUACGACAAGUACUGUUAUUAUUGAAAGGAGCAAAACGUCUGUCUUUGAUUUUAGCAAGUCACUGACAUGUGUCAUAAACCGUAUAGAGUUGUGUUGUAACACUGUUCUUGAAGUCUUCGAUGCAUCUUCCUCAUCAUGUUCACAAUGAAGAGGUCAACUUAUGAUGCUUUUAUACGUAAUUAUUUCAAUAAAUUCCAUAUAAACUGAAUAAUUUUUAUACAUUACUGUAGUAUUUUUAUUCCCCUCUUCACAUUUUUUUAACAAAAGGGCAGCCAUAAUUCUACUUGUCCAAAAAAAAGUUCUACUUUUGAUCUUAACUUACUCGGCUGUUUACCAAUAGAAUUAACCCAAAAUUUCAGAUCGGGUAAUCAAGGCACGGCAAAUUUUAUGGAGCGAGUUUUAUCAACUUUGUAUAAGAGGGUGAGAUUUAAACGCCAUAUGAAAAAAGUACUCACUUUUUGAAUCUGCCACUUUCGACUUGGCGUCUUCCAAUGUCGACACAGCGCUGGAGACAGUGGUGGCAGGUGCGCGCUUCGGUUAACAGCUUCUGAAGGAAUGCAGGAUCACCCCUGAUGUCAUUGCACACCUCAAUCAUUUGGCGCAACACACGAUCGAAGUGUGACGCAACACACGAUCGAAGUGUGACAUCAGGGGUGAUCCUGCAUUCCUUCAGAAGCUUUCAAAUGCAGCACACACCUUCCGCCACCGUCUCCAGCGCUGUAUCGACAUUCUGAAAGUGACAAUUUUUUGUGUAUGGCGUUCACAUUUCACCUUCUUGCACAAAGCUUGUUAAACUCGCUCCAUAAACUUUAUCAUGCCUUGUUCACAUGAUCUGAAAUUUUGGUUUAAUUCCAUUUGUAAACUACAGAGUUUUUUAGGAUCGAAAGUAGGACAUGCUUUUUUGGCAUACGGUACUUGUAUAUAAUAGUGAACAUUUUCAAUUAUCUGGUUUUUAAAAAUUUUUCCAUGAGUUCACAUUGUACAGUUGAGCUCGGCAAGCUAUUUCGAAUUAGAAAUAUAUAUAUGUAAGUAGCAAAAAUGCAAAAAAAAAAAUAUAAUACAAUUAUCGCAAUUUGUACUAUAAUUGUAACUUUUCAUGAUAAAGAUAAUAAGGGAAAUAUCAACUGCUUUUGUAUGAAUAGACCCGAGACCUAAUGGCUUUGUUUACAUAUGUGCCUUCCUAUGUGAGUGAGUCGGACGCCAGACUAAGUAGGGACCGUCUACUACAUAGGAAAGCGCACAUGUAAACAAAGCGUGAUGUCAUUAGGUCUCAGGCCUGUUCAAAUACUCCCAUAGGGCAGUGGAGCUUUACACGGCUAAUUAGAAAGAUUACGUAUAUUUAAAAAUAAAAUAAGAGUACUGCCAAAAGUACAUGUAAUUAACUCAAAUUUUGAUUAAUGAUCGAAAAUUAAAUGUACCAUACAAUGAAAAUAUACUUGGAGUUUAAAUAGUAAAGAAUAAUUCUGUCAUGGAAGGUAAUACUGUUAGGGAGGUACAUGUAUUUUGAACAUAUAUAUCUUGUAUAAAUUAAAACAAUAGCUCUAAUUUUUAUACUUUGACAGUUACAUAUUUUUAUAAAUUCCUUAAAUACAAUACUGCGUAUUUACGAAUAGUAUGUGAUUAUCCAUUGUCUGAACCAAGAAGUCUCUUAAAAAUUGGUUUUGUAAGACAAGGGAAGCGGUAAGAAUCAAGUUUUUUUUUUCUGGACAAAACAUGCCUUGUUUUAAAGAAGUACUAGUAUUGAAAAAAAUACUGCAAGUAAAACUUCGCGCGAUCCCCCUGGCAUGCUGGCGGUUUGUAUACAUGUAUGGGCAGUUAUUGUAGUAAGGACAAUUUUCAGUGUACUUAACCAAAAUGGAAUGUGUCAUAACUAGCAACAAGGGUGACCUGUCAUCACAAAUUGAGCUUACAGUAGGAAUUUUCAAGAAUUGAGGUAUUCAUAUAUCUGGAUUCUGCCGAAAAAGGGCUUUCAAAUGGUAUACAACAUGAAGGGGUGCUGAGUUCAGUAACAGAAAUAUAGACCACCAACUAACUUGAAGUUGAAAAACUGAUUCUUGAGAAAAUGGCAUUUACAAAUCCUGCAGUUGUGUGACAGUGAAU
Patiria miniata (bat star) is the source of this 5495-nucleotide messenger RNA. RefSeq names its product pollen-specific leucine-rich repeat extensin-like protein 1. Gene Ontology annotation, molecular function: protein binding. The transcript has 6 exons. The coding region runs from base 396 to 2864 and encodes 822 amino acids. The record is from RefSeq and is a predicted model, not a curated record. Lineage: Eukaryota; Metazoa; Echinodermata; Asteroidea; Valvatida; Asterinidae.